AUGGCUGUGAUGGUACUGAAAUAUGAUCUUUUAUUCUGUCUCAUUAUAUUUAUAUUAAUUCCUAGAGCGUUACCUCUUCCAUAUAAUCAACCAAAGUUUUGUCCAACAACAACAUGGGAUAAAAAUAGUAUCACUUUUGCUAAUGUAACAACAAUUGGUGCUCCUCCACGUUCUGUUUUUGUAACUAAAAACAAUACAGUUUACGUUCCUAGUUAUCAAAAUAAUCAAACCGUCGUAUGGCUCAAUAAUAGUUUAUAUCCCUCACAAGUUAUUUCUGGUGGUUUAUCAAUUUCAUAUGCUCUGUUUGUUACAGAUUAUGGUGAUACUUAUAUUGAUAAUGGUGGAACAAAUCAUCAAGUUGAUAAAUGGAUAAAAAGUACAAAUACAUUUGUUAACGUUAUGAAUAUUAGUACAGGAUGUUGGGGUAUAUUUAUUGAUAUUAAUAAUACAUUAUAUUGUUUAUUAUAUUCUGCUCAUAAAAGUGUUAAAAGAUGGUUAAAUAGUACUGUAAUAACAUCAGUUGAUGCAAUUAGUACAGGCUAUCCAAAUUUGAGUCCACAUGAACUUAAUAGUCCAAUUGGAAUCUUUAUUGAUGUGAAUUUUGAUAUAUAUGUAGCUGAUUGCGGA
This is a messenger RNA of Adineta steineri, 627 nucleotides long. The record is from the annotation of a GenBank genome assembly. Lineage: Eukaryota; Metazoa; Rotifera; Eurotatoria; Adinetida; Adinetidae.